GCCAGAACUGUGUGACUUGGGAUCGAACUCCUUUAUUUAUUGGCCAACAAGACGGUAACUUCUCUAGUUGUUGAUCGGUGUAGGGGGUAGCUACCUGUGUUACCUAUUUAGUUACCCAUUCAGUUACCUACCCAGCAGCUAAGAAACCAGCUAACUUUUACUUUUUUGGAGAUCCAAAGUAACAUUCAACACCACCUUCGUCACAUGCCAGCUUUCAACAACCCAUCACUUGUAAUUCGUCAUCUUUGUUAAUAUCUAAUAGCUACCCUGUUCGAUAUGUUUUUACUAUCCAAUUUCAGCGCAUUAUGAACUCUAGAUUAGUACGAGAUAGAGGGUUAGGAGCGCAACCAUGUCGUUGCGACCGUUUGUAUCCUCGCCCGAGCACAAGGGGCAACGCGAUGACGAAUUGGCACAUAUGAGGAAUUCGGCGCAAAAGAAUAUGGCCUCGAACCAGUUAGAUCGAGCGAUAACAGCUCCCUCCGACAUGAGACAAAUCACAUCUACCCAAACUUCGUUACCCGUUCAUCAGCGUCGCCAGGUUAUCAUUCCAGACCCCGUUGCCUUCAGAUAUUUAGAAGGGGAUUCGUGUGUUAUCGUCGCCGAGCAGAGGCGAGAACUACGGGGGUACGAGUUAUACCUAGUUGAACAAUGGGCUUGCUCCCGCCAGUCACCUACUCUUGUUAUCGUUACAUAUACCGGAGACGACAAACAUGUCGUUGUUGCUGGUGUUCUGAGCGUCCCGGCUGAUGAGAAAGCUUGGUCGCCAAAGCUGCGUCUCUAUUUCAAGGCUAUCCAGCAGUACCAUGCGCGGCCGAAAGAAACGGAUAGGGGCGAACUAUUAAUGGUAACAAAUUUAAGUAGCUUUCCUUCCGCUUUAACUGUCAUACCGGUUCCCGACGGCGAUAUCAGGAAACAUCGAAAGGAGUUUAUUGUCAUUGAAGAUCUAAAGAGGCUCGGAUGUUCUGGUCGAUCUGGGAUGACCCUGUCCGAGCCUACAGGCGCAGCGAAAACCAAGUUCUACCAGCUAUAUAAGACAACCGAGAAGAUGCCGUUUUCCGAUGUUGUCAUUGAGCUGGUCAAGAUCUGCCAGGUGGCUCUCCUAUUAUUCGGAAAACUGGAACAGGUUUAUAUUGAUGGACUUCUCUGCGACGUAACCGAAACUGCCAUUGGUGAUUGGUGGACCGAGUUUGGAACUGAAUAUUACAACAUAGAACCGACCGACGGUAUUUUAGGCCCCACGACCGUUGCCGCAUUACUUGGUUUACUGAUGGGCGCCCGAAAUAGGCUAAGCUACUUUGGAGCGCCCGUCCCAAAGGAUGUAUUUGACAUCGAGGCCACUGAAAAAGGCAUCUCUUAUUUUCAAAAAUACCAGAAGUUAGAGAGAACACGCCGAUUAGACCGGCAAACUAUGCACAAGCUUCGUACCGUGACUGCGAAAGCAGCCGCGGGUGAAGGCUGGGGCGUACAGAAGGCAGUUAAAUCAACGAUGACUGAAAUAGGCGGAAAGCGAGGCGAGAUCGUUCUUGGCAUGGUCAGUGGACGUGAUAAAGGCGGGAUCGGUGACAUUGAGACCCUGGAUCUUGAUAGAUUAAUUAGCCUGGUCUCCGGAGAGCGAGCGAAGUGGCUAUGGUUCGGUAAGCCUAAGCGUUCUACUGCCGACAAUCACGAAAAGCCCAUUUCCGAUAUGAGUAAUAUUCUAUUCGGCAAGGAGGAUGGCCCUAGUCAAACAAAAAAGACGCACAUAACGCCUUUGGAGGAAGAGGCGGCAGAGACUCGCCGGCGAGAGGACACUCCUCCGGUUUAUUCAACCCCAGCUCCCGGGUCCGCCGUUAGCGUAGGUGAUAGCCCUGGGGAUAAGGAUGCCAUCCGGCGUGGAUUCAAGAGUGUAGCUCGAGAUGCCCGUUCAGGUCUCGGACGUAUAAAAGAUGCUGUGUAUAGUGGAGGAGGCCUACGCAGUCAUAACAAUCGGCUUCCGAAAGAUGAAUCAUCGGAAUCUGCCAUCACCGGGCCGCGGUCAUCCGUGCUAUCUGAUCCCUCUACCGGGGCCAUGACCAGUUCAAGUUCUGGUCCACUUCCAGGCCAGAUUGGCAGGGCUUUUACAUGGAAGACAAAGCCGGAAGAGUAUCUGAGUGCUAUGAGAAGGGACAAGGAGAUCGAGUCAGCUCCAGCCUCGAUAGCCUUAUCAGGUGUAGAAGAGACACCUUACAAAGAAAUUCGGACAGCCUCUAAAAUAAAUGGCUACGUGCAAAGGCCUAUACACGAGGACUUCAAACGUGGUUCACUGGCCGUAGAGGUGCGAAAUGAAGUGACAGCGACUGUUGAAUCCUCGGUGGCAAACUCGAUUGUCGCCGAAACUGAUCUUCAGGGACCGUUCGUCGAGACAGAGCAGCGGUUUAGCACUAUUUUACCAAGUCUACAUAGGCGACAUAGCAUCGGGGUUUCGCGGCCUCCUGAGCGAGGCGCCUUGAACGAAGCUAGAUGGGCACGAAGACUUUCAUUCGGGGACGCUGAAGAAGCCGUCCUCCGAUGGGAGGAGAUCGUUGGUCUCGACCAGAGCGUCGAAUCGGAUAGCAUAGAAGCCCUGGAGAAAUAUGGCUAUCUUACGGGACUCGCCAGGAGUUUGUACGUGGAUAUUCUUGAUAUAAAGCAGAGCAUCGAGCCCUGGGCGGAUUCCAAGGUUAAGUCAGUCAUCGAAAUAGAUGACUAUUACGCGCGGCAACAAGAAGAGCUGCAGGCACUCUACGAUCAGCUCGCAGCGGCAUAUAGACGGACCAAAGAGGAUUCGCAGGAGACAAUCGCUGCUCAAAGGGCACGAAUCACGGAGGCACUUGGAGAAGUUGGAGUACAAGCAGCCAAAUUAGAGUACGAGAUUAACGCUCUUGUUUCCCGCGUACAAGAUGUGGAGGAGGGCGUUGCGCAGUUCGAGAUACAAGUGGACGAAGUGGAGCGGAGAGCAGACGAGCUCAAGAUACAACUCGAGACGGAGAGUUGGCUACAUUGGGCAGUGAGAACACUAACUGGAAUCGGUACAGGGCCGAAUAUUACGAGACCACGGCAAUAACCUGAACAGCAGGAAUGAUUAUUCGUUGUUUUUAUUCGAAUCCGAAGCAAGAUAUUUGCGUGAUAGGUCUACUGUUUUUUUCUUCUUCUUUGGAGAUUUGUUUUUCACUAGUAUAUCUAAGAGGACUACCUAGGGGCAAAAGAAAAGGAGAGAGAGAGAGAGAAAGAGAAAGAGAAGGCAUGUUGCAUUUGGCGAAGCGAGCAUUCCGAGUUGAAACAACUCAUUAUCAUUUAGGUACUUUAGUAAAUUACUUGUACGUCUAGAUACCCGGGCUAGCGUAAUAGAUCCCAUUGCCAUUGUAGUUAGUAUAAUUUUUUGAUAGGCUUGAAUUUCUUGGAUUUGUUUGACAUCUUUUGAGGAAAUACGUGUUUGGGUGACAUCAAUACUUACUCGAGCAGUGGAUCUUGGGGUAAAAUAACGUAUGGAGGAUAAGGAGAACAGAUGGCACCAGCUGAAAAGAUGUACUGACGUAAUUGGAUAUAAUUGGAUUACGACGUUAAGGAG
This is a messenger RNA of Daldinia caldariorum, 3565 nucleotides long. RefSeq lists its product as uncharacterized. Gene Ontology annotation, cellular component: Sin3-type complex. The record is from RefSeq and is a predicted model, not a curated record. The transcript has a single exon. Lineage: Eukaryota; Fungi; Ascomycota; Sordariomycetes; Xylariales; Hypoxylaceae. The coding region runs from base 350 to 3061 and encodes 903 amino acids.